CAUUGGCAUUAACCACAUAACACCUAAAAAUGGUGUUACAAUAUCAGCCACUGUGGUAAAAGUGACAGUUAGGUAAGCUGGUCCUAGGACUCCUGAAUUUUUGGUUGAGGCUUUGCAUGACAGGAUCCUUGGAGUGUGUCAGUCAGAUGGCUGCGUGGAUGUGGCACAAGUUUUCGAGCUGGUUCUGGAACCCUGAUGUGUGGCUGCCCCCGAACUACAACUGGGAAGACCUCGUGCCCAACGAGAAGAUUCGCUAUGCUAACUGGAGUGAUCUGUGGACGUAUCCAAUUUUCAUGGCAUUUUUAGCAAUUGGCCUCCGUUUUUUGGUGCUCAAUAAGCUUGUCUAUCGACACAUAGCUCAGGCAGUAGGCCUGAGAGAUGUAAAGCCUCGUCCUGUGGUGCCUAAUGAGACUCUAGAACAAUUAUUCCUUCGAUGCAAAAAGCAACCACCAGAAAAUGAAAUUUUCCAAUGUGCAAGACAAUUGCAGUGGACAGAACGCAAAGUAGAAAGAUGGUUACGGCAGAGGCAGGCCAUGACUCGUCUCAAUAAGUUCACCAAGUUUAUGGAGUGUGCCUGGCAAUGUACAUAUUAUACCUUCAUCUUUUUCUAUGGCUUAUAUGUGAUGUCAGAUAAGUCUUGGCUUUGGGAUAUCCGCAAUUGUUGGUAUGAAUACCCCAACCACAGUGUUGAUACUGAUGUCUGGUGGUACUACAUGAUAUCCCUCUCCUUCUAUUGGUCCAUGACCUUCACUCAUUUCUUUGAAGCCAAGCGCAAAGAUUUUUGGCAGAUGUUUAUCCACCACAUGGUCACCAUUGCACUCAUCACUUUCUCUUGGACCUGCAACCUAACACGGAUUGGAACAUUAGUCCUCAUUGUCCAUGACUGUGCUGAUAUCCCCCUCCAGUUGGCAAAAAUGAGCAUCUAUUCAGGGCACAAAGCUUUCUGUGAUGCAGUCUUUGCCAUCUUUGCUGUUUUGUGGAUCAUUACACGUGUUGGAAUAUACCCACUCUGGAUUGUAUACAGCACUGCCAUUGAAGCACCAACAAUUUUGCCCAUGUUCCCUGCCUAUUACAUAUUUAACUCUCUACUCAUUGCUCUUUUGUUGUUGCAUGUUUAUUGGACAUAUUUGAUUUUGCGCAUCAUAGCAACAACAAUUACCAAGGGCAAUGUUGAAGACAACCGGUCAUCCUCAGAUCCUUCAGAAGUGUCUGAAGACAAUGAAGAAAAGAAGCAGAAUUAACUGUUGAGAUAAGAAAGGACAACCAAAGUGGGCCAUAAUCAAACUUGUCAGAUUAUGUAAGAUUACAUUUGAUUUGAAUCUCAUCCUUUGAAUGAGGCAUAAUUGUCAUAUAUGCAAAUAACAAGUUGAAAAUUUAUAAUGAAGUUUAUAUUGAAAUACUGGUCACUUGUAUAUUUUAUGGAUAUGUUUUUACAUCUGUGUAGGAUUCUCAGUAGAAUGACAUUGAUAUCUAUCAAAUUAAUUUUAUUGAUAGUCACAUGGCAAAUUUCACAUUAUGCUAUAUACACGUCUGGAGACAUCAUAUAAUACAAUUUAUAAAAGUGUGGCUGGUAUAGUCUCACUAUUUCCACUUUGGGUUGAAUAAUAUGGGUAUGUAGACAAGUAGGAAAAAAAUAGAAAGUAGAUACCUAAUUUAUUUAUGAAUACAUAUAGAUAUUUUUUGAAAAAGAAGGAUGGUGAAUUAUGAAGGCACUUCAUAAGAAAAUUGAUUAUAUGUAAAUGUGUAUAUCUGAGGAAUCUCAUUCACCAAGCAAAGGAAAGUUCAAUUUGUAAUUUCAUUUGUAAAAGUGCCUUUCAUAAAUCACACAUUGAAAAAAUUAUAGGUAUAAUUCCCGGUUUCAUAAAUUGGGCUAAAGAAGAUUCUGAAGUAACAGAUUACAAAUGUAUAACAUGAGGUUGCUGAAGGCUUCCUUUAAAAUAUUUGUCACAAAUUGUAUGAUAUAAAGUUGAUCAAUUUGUUAUUCUUUCAGUGCAUUGAAUGCAUUAGCAAAGACAAGAAUGUUCAUUAAAUAAGAACUGGUUGAUAAAAGCAAUUAUAUUUUACCACUGUGAUGCAGCUGUUGGUUACAGUCAUC
Penaeus monodon (black tiger shrimp) is the source of this 2095-nucleotide messenger RNA. Its product is annotated as ceramide synthase 6-like. Gene Ontology annotation, cellular component: membrane. Bases 117 to 1241 code for a protein of 374 amino acids. Lineage: Eukaryota; Metazoa; Arthropoda; Malacostraca; Decapoda; Penaeidae. The transcript has 2 exons. Gene Ontology annotation, molecular function: sphingosine N-acyltransferase activity. Gene Ontology annotation, biological process: ceramide biosynthetic process. The record is from RefSeq and is a predicted model, not a curated record.